Molecule: messenger RNA, 10485 nt
Organism: Sus scrofa (pig)
Lineage: Eukaryota; Metazoa; Chordata; Mammalia; Artiodactyla; Suidae
Source: RefSeq, a predicted model, not a curated record
UAAACAGACACAGAGAGACGUUAGCGGUGUGGAGUGUCCUUUUGGUUUUGCGGCUUUCUGGAAUAUCUGCAAAUAUUUCUGUAAGUGGUGCAGACUACACUUCAUGGAAUCUUGGUUUGGUCGAUUUAAGAUGAUAUCGGAUUAGAUUUAAUUCCUUCGGAUUAGAGGUACCACUUACAAACCCUGUCAGGGUGUAACUCACCCUUUCCCCAGGAACCCAGGCCUGGGACCUGAAUCUCUCGCUAAGGGGACACUGCCCGAACUACAUUACCCAGAAGACAGUGCGCCGUAGUCCAGCGCAGGCCCACGAGAGGGGAGUUUCUCUGCGCGCAGAAGACGUCUGAGCGGCACUUCCGGCAUCCUCCGCUCCAGCGGAUGUUUUGUUGGUUCCUGGGAGGAUCUGCUCGCGCCUGGGUGCUUCUAUGCUUGGUUGAGGACUUGGGAAGUGCGUGAGGAGGCAUCGUCCCAGCUGUUCGGUGCCAGGGUGGUGCUCGGGAAAGUCGUCUUCGCGUCCGCAACCUGGACGUCGGCCUCUCUCGCCGCGCUCCGCCAGCAGAGCCCGAUGGCGGCGGCCGAGCCAAGGGACCCGCUUCAGGGCUGUGUAAUUUCUGAGGGUGUGUUUGUGUACUUCUCCCUGGAAGAAUGGAAGCUACUCGACGAGGCUCAGAGACGCCUGUACCGGGAUGUGAUGCUGGAGAACUUGGCACUUUUAGCUUCCCUGGGUUGUUGGUGUGGAGUUGAGGGUGAGGUUAUAUCCUCUGAACACAAUGAUUCUUUAGAAAGAGUGUCGCAGUGUCACAGGACUCCUAUGGCACAUCUAAAGACCUACUCAUGUGACGUGUCUGACCUAUCUGACCCAGUAUUCAAAGACAUCAGGCACCUGACUGAAAACCAGGGGGGAAAAGCCAGUCCAGAACCACGCACGUGUGAGGCAUGUGGGAAGCCGUUCUGGUUCAGUGCAGACCUUCACCGGCACCAAAAGCAGCAGAGUGGAGAGAAAUUCUUCAGGACGGAUGAGGGCAGGGAUUCCGUGAAAAGCUGCAGAACCUCUGUGCCAGACAAGACCUGCAUACACGGUGAGAGCAGAAUGGACUUGCCAGCCACCUCUGGCCUUCACCACUGGGUCCCUCACAGCAGGAUAAAGCCCCAUAAGAACACUGAGUUUGGGGAAACCCUUAGCGCUGGACAGAAGCAUCACAAGUGUAGUGAAUGUGGGAAAGUAUUCACCCGAAAAGACACACUUGCUAGGCAUCAGAGAAUUCACACUGGAGAAAGGCCCUAUGAGUGCAGCAAAUGUGGGAAAUUCUUUAGCCAAAGCUGUGACCUUUUCAAACACCAGACAAUACACACUGGUGAAAGGCCUUAUGAGUGCAAUGAAUGUGGGAAGUUCUUUAGGCAAAUCUCUGGCCUUAUUGAACACAGGCGCGUUCACACAGGUGAGAGGCUCUAUCAGUGCAGUAAUUGUGGAAAAUUCUUUAGCAGCAAGUCUAAUCUCAUUCGACACCAGGAAGUUCACACAGGAGCAAGGCCUUACGUAUGCAACGAAUGUGGAAAAGAGUUCAACCGCAAACACACGCUGAUCCUGCACCAGAGAACUCACACUGGGGAAAGGCCUUAUGAGUGCAGUGAAUGUGGAAAAUGCUUUAGCCAAAGCUCCCACCUUAAUGUACACUGGCGAAUUCAUAGUAGUGAUUAUGAGUGCAGCAGAUGUGGGAAGGCCUUUAGCUGCAUCUCUAAACUCGUUCAGCACCAGAAAGUUCACUCUGGAGAAAAGCCUUACGAGUGCAGCAAGUGUGGGAAAGCCUUCACCCAAAGGCCAAACCUUAUUCGGCACUGGAAGGUUCAUACUGGAGAGAGGCCUUAUGUAUGCAGUGAUUGUGGGAAAGAGUUCAACCGCAAGCACACACUUGUUCUCCACCAGAGGAUUCACAUUGGAGAAAAGCCGUAAGAGUACAGUGAAUGUGCGAAAUUUUUUAGCCAAUGCUCCCAACUUAUUGUACACUCGAGAAUUCCUAGCAGUGCUUGUGAGUGCGGCAGAUCCCGGACAGCUCUUACCCAAAGAUCGAAGCCUCUUCGGCACACCUAGUCCACACUGGACAAAGGUUUUAGAGUACAGGGAAUGUCCUGUCUCCUUGUUCAACCUAACACCUCUCCCCAGAGUGAAACUCUGAGUGUAGGCUUUGUGGGAGAGCCAUCAGCCAGCAAUGAAACCUCAUACAUAUAAACCUCCACAGCAGAAAGCUUCCCCACGAAUGCCACGUAUGUGAGGUGCUUUCAGGGGCUGUGGUGCACAUUCUGAACUGUUGGUUGCCUUUGCCAGUGGCAGAAGCCAUCUUCCUUUUCCCUCUGGCAGAGUCCCACCGUGUGUGGCAGUUAGGCCAGCAUGCUCCGGCAGGCAGACCUCUGCUGUCUCCCCAGCCCAUGGAUGGAGGCAUGACUGGCCUUCGUGGCCUACAGAGGGUCUUAUUUUCACACCGUUGACUGGUUUAGACAUGGAAUAAAUCAGCACAUAAGAUGGGUUCUGCAGAUACUUGCAGAGAUUUACCUUCAUGGGUUUCUUGGUCUCAUUAUGGAUGUGUACAGUCUCCAGGUCACCCAUCCAUGGACUGCAUGCCCCGCAUACGCUCAUGUUUUGACAAUUAAAAAGUCCUUGUUCUUUGGGCCACCAUUGAUCUUGAAGGUUCUGUUCACUGUGUGGAGUGUGUUGAGGACACAGUUGUGUUCUGCCAGUAGGGAAAGAUAAACAGAUUUGAUGGGGAGUCCCAGUUUUCUGUGCCCCGGAAAGGACAGUAUGAUGGCACUGAAUAGCUGUCCACUUUUGGCCUAAUUUGCAUUGCUACCCAAAGCCUUCUAGGAAAGACGUCGAGCUCUGUAAGACAUACCGUGUGGUCUGCAUGCUAGUGUUACUUGUGGGUCCAUAAGUAAGUAUGAAGAGGGGCGGUCAUUGCCUUGUUCCCAUAGAAUCCUUCAUAUUCCCAAGCAUCAUUAAGAGGCAGUUGGCCUCUGGUACCUGCCGAGGAGCCUGAGUUCAGAAUUUAAUAGGCAGGUGUCGCUGGCUGGAUGACCUAUAGGAGCCAAGUGGAAACCAUCUUGGUACAGAAACACCAGGUGCGAAUAAUAAGUAGUUGGCGAGAUUACAACAGCCUAGAGGGACAUACCUGCUAAAGGGACCUGCCCAGAUACUCCCAUAUUAUGGCUGUGCAGGACGAGAGUGUACAAAAGUUGUCAGGACCUCCAGAGCUAUGUCGGGGUCACUUGCAGGAUGAUCGAAACAUUUUGUGGGAGUUCCCAUUGCGGCUCAGCAGGUUAAGAACCCAACUAGUAUCCAUGAGGAUACAGGUUUGAUCCCUGGACUCACUCAGUGGGUUAAGAAUCUGGCAUUGUUGGAGUUCCCAUUAUGGCUCAGUGGUUAAGGAAUCUGACUAGCAUCCAUGAGGACACAGGUUUGAUCCUUGGCCUUGGUCAGUGGGUUAAGGAUCUGGCGUUGCCAUGAGCUGGUGUAGGUCACAGACAUGGCUUAGAACUGGUGUUGCUGUGGCUGUGGCAUGGGCCGGCAGCUAUAGCUCCAAUUCGACCCCUAGCCAGGGAACCUCCAUGUGCCAUGGGUGCAGGCCUAAAAAGACAAAAAACAAAAACAAACCAAAAAAAGUAUCCGGAUCCAGCAUUGCUGUAAACCGCCAUGUAGGUCACAGAUGUGGCUCAGAUCUGGCGUUGUGUGGCUGUGGUAUGGGCUGGCAGCUGCAGCUCCAAUUUGACCCCUAGCCCAGGAAUUUCCAUUUGCCACAAGCGUGGCCCUAAAACCAAACAAACUAAAAAACACUUUGUGGAUUCCUUUAGACUCUAGAUGGUUCAGGUCAAGCCUGUUGCUGUGCAGGGAGGAAAAUGGGGGUUGAGAGAAUGGAGAUUUGUGGUCCCAGAGAUGUGAAUUUUGUGAUUUAUCCAGUGUUUUUGGUGACUCAUGUUUUGAGCACUUUGGUUGGUUACCCAUUUUUGCUGCCCUGUUUCCUAGGGCAUGAGGAGAGAGAGUGGAGUAAACACAGGGCUGCCUAUAGGAUUUAAUUGGUCCUUUCUGUUGUCUUAAGGUGGACUGUGUCAUUUGAGAACUCCCUUCUGUAGCCAUUUAUUCUGUAAUUUUCUCUGCAUCCCACAAAUUUUGAUAUAUUGUGCAUUUUUUUCAUGGAAGAUAGAAUUUGUUUAAAACUAGGCUGGAAAAGUUCUCGCUUUUUCUCUGGGGACUUGUGGCUUUGACACUUUGCUAAGAUAAGGACAGCAGGUCCACUGCUCUUCCACAGCAUCUCUGGGGUCAGGUACGUGGAAGUGUCCUGCAAUCGAAUACCACAAAUACAGCACACAACAGAGCCCAAGAGGUAGGCAAACGUGGAGCCAGGCACUUACCAGGUCAGUUUCUCAUGGAAGUCGAGGACGACGACAUCAGUAUCUCACUGUAGACUCAGCAAUCAAACUCAUUUCUCAGUGAGGCCAUCACUCACCCAGUCUGAGAAUAUAGCCCCUCCAGUUAGACUAGGGACAGAAUAUAAGAUGUUUAACAGGCACAGUGUAAGGAAGAGCGUGACUAUUCAACAAAAUACAACCAGUAACUGCAUCGUGAGAUAAUAACCACCCCUGCCUAUGUUUUCUGUCUUGCCCUGCAGUGCUGCACCCUCUGUCCACCCUCAGCCCCCACAGCUGGUGCUGAAUAUUGGAGAGGCUGCAUAAUGGGUCCUUUUUCCAGGAAGGGGCCUGGAUUAAUUACCUUAAUAGUCUUUUUUUUGUCUUUUUGUUUGUUUGUUUGUUUUUGCUUUUUAGGGCUGCACCCGAGGCAUAAGGAAGUUCCCGGGGUAGGAGUCAAAUCAGAGCUACAGCUGCUGGCCUUUGCCAUAGUCACAGCAAUGGGGAAUCCGAGCCGUGUCUGCGACCUACACCACAGCUCACAGCAAUUCCAGAUCCUUAACCCACUGAGUGAGGCCAGGGAUGAAGCCCACAUCUUCAUGGAUCCUAGUCGGGUUCAUUAACCACUGAGCCACAAAGGGGACUCCUAACUUAAUAGUCUUAGGUGGGGCCUUGUAGAAAACAAGUGAGAUCUAAAUUCCCUUUUUUUUUUGGUCUUAUGUCUUUGUGGCAUAUGGAGGUUCCCAGGCUAGGGGUCUAAUUGGAACUGUUGCUGCUGGCCUACGCCAGAGCCACAGCAGUGCCAGAUCUGAGCUGUGUCUGCGAGCUACACCACAGCUCACGGCAACACUGGAUCCUUAACCCACUGAGCGAGGCCAGGGAUCGAACCCCGCCACCUCAUGGUUCCUAGUCGGAUUCGUUUCCACUGUGCCACGACGGGAACUCCUAAAUUCCUUUCUAAUCCCAUCCCUACUGAGACAGCAAAGCCAAAUCACCAGGGAUUUACCUGCCAGUCUCGGGGCCACAUUUUAAUGUUCCCCUGGGGUUAGACCUUGUGGCAAGGGAAGAGUUACUGUCUUGUCCGAUAGCUGGCAGUGGUUGUUUGGUGGUCAACGGUUGAAGUCAGGUUGUGUUGACUUGGUGCCUCUGGGUCAACAUGGUGUGGGCACUGGGAUGGCAGCUCCUGGGAUGUGUCCGCUUGUUGAGAGCCUCAACUGUUGUUACGUAGGCCAGUCACCCUUUCAGUUAGCCGCAGCGGGAAUAUGAGACAUGUAGAAAUGCCAGUCUGUCAUUCUUACCAGCCCAUUCCUGAACUUCAUGGCUAGUAAAGUGGGUUCCCUUGUCGCUAGCAGUGCCCACAGGGGUCCUGUAUAUUGUACGCAGCUAUGCCACACCCUGAAGAGUGGUUUUCCUUGAUGCUCUUUGGCUCACCUAGGCCUUUUGUAAUGUCUUCCACUUGCCGAAAUUCGUCAUGGACGACGUAGAGCUGUUGGUCCAUCACCUGGUAUCAGCGCUCUGCCUGCCCCCUUCCAUAGCAGAGGCCAAAGGGUACUCCUCUUAUUCUGCCAUUGCCUCAGACCCCAACCAAACCCUUCCAGGUAACUGGCCACAUCUAACUCACAAGCCUGUCCCUGAGUUAAUACCCCUGAAACUGUGUCUGUAAUUGUUUAAGGAUGGUAUGUCAGGGGUAAGCUUGUUUUACCUGGCCAGGUACCACCCAAGUAUGGAUGGAUGGAUGGAUGGAUUUAUGGCUUUUCAGGGCCACACAUGUGGCCUAUGGAGGUUCCCAGGCUAGGGUUCUUAUCAGGGCUACAGUUGCCGGUCUAUACCACAGCCACAGCAACACCAGAUCUGAGCCAUGUCUGCAACAUACUCCACAGCGCACGGCAACGCCAGAUCCUUAACCCACUGAGUGAGGCCAGGGAUCAAACUCCCAACCUCAUGUCUCCUAGUAAAAUUCAUUUCCGCUGGGCCACAAUGGGAACUCCAAAACCCAAGUAUUUAAUAGAUAAUUCAGGUCCUUUCAUUUUAUCUGUGUUAACCAUCCAUCUCCAGGCAGUCAGAUGAGCCACAAGCAUGGGGCUGCUGCUUUUAAACUGAAAAGACACUUUGCAGAUAAUGAAAUAUCAUUAUUAUAAUGGAAAAGAAAAACAUCCCUUCUGGUAGUCAGCUGCCGCAGGGCCCCACGUGCUAGCUAGUGGAUGGCCGCGUCAGGAUUACUGCUGCCACUUUCUAUUCAUCCUUAUUUCUCAACAUUUCAGCACUGACAGGGCUUGGCCCAGCCUCCUGACUGGCUUGCCAUGUGUGGGGCUGUGCUCCAGAGGCCUGCCAGCCUCAUAGUUGCUCACCUUUGAGACUGAAAAAAGAGCCUAGAGAUUGUGACAGAGACAUCAAUGGUUUAUUGGGUAGGGGAUCUUACAGAUUUGAAGCAAAAGGUCCUGGAGCAACAACACCCCACAGUAUAGAGACAGCAGUCUUCACCCGCUGGGAGGAGGGAUUGAUGUCAGGUUGGCUCACCAGUUACCAGGGAAACCAGCAGCUGAAGUGGGGGCAGGCGCGUAGGCAGUUACUGAUUAAGCCUUAUAAUUGGAGUUCCCGUCGUGGCGCAGUGGUUAAUGAAUCCGACUAGGAACCAUGAGGUUGCGGGUUCGAUCCCUGCCCUUGCUCAGUGGGUUAACGAUCCGGCGUUGCCGUGAGCUGUGGUUUAGGUUGCAGACUCGACUCGGAUCCCGCGUUGCUGUGGCUCUGGCGUAGGCCGGUGGCUACAGCUCCGAUUCAACCCCUAGCCUGGGAACCUCCAUAUGCCGCGGGAGCGGCCCAAGAAAUAGCAACAAUGACAACAACAACAAAGACAAAAAAGACAAAAGACAAAAAAAAAAAAAAAAAAAAAAAAGCCUUAUAAUUAAGAGGACUGGAUAGCCUUGUGAAUGAAGCAGGGCCUGAUCAAUGUGGAUGUAGGGAGGGCAAGAGACCAGCUGUCUUUUUUGAUUUGGUUUUGUUGUUUAGGGCCACACCCGCAGCAUAUGGAAGGUCCUAGACUAGGGGUUAAAUCAGACGAGGGGUCAAAUUGAACCAGUGUCCCAGUGUUCCCAAGACACUGCCAAUCCUGUUGUGCCACAGAGGGAACUCCUCUUCCUUAGUUCUUUUUUUUCUGUUCUUUCAAGGGCUGCACCUGCAGCACAUGAAAGUUCCCAGGCUACACCGCAGCCACAGCAACAUGGGAUCUGAAUCACGCCUGCAACCUACACCACAGCUCAUCACAAUGCCAGAUCCUUAACUCACUGAGAGAGACCAGGGAUGGAACCCACAUCCUCAUAGAUCCUAGUUGAGUUUGUUGUCACUGAGCCACUAUGGGAACUCCCUGAAAUGUAUUUUUUCUCCUUAAAAUUAUCCUCAUUUCCACCAAAUACAGCCAAGUCACAACUAACUUGUUUGCAAGAUAAGUCUUGAUUUCAACAAACUUGGCUUGAUUAUACGUAAGUGUAUAAUUGCUAAUAUAAGCUCUUUUUUUACUGGCCAUGCCUAUGGCAUGCACAAGUUCCACAGCCAGGGAUCAAACUUGCUCCACAGUUGUAACCAGAGGCACUGCACUGACCAUGCCAAUCCUUAACCCACUGAGCCAAGUGGAAGCUCCAAUACACACUCUUAAAUUUGGCUUUGCUGAAACUUUUCAUAAAGAAUCUCAGAUUGGGAGUUCCCCUCAUGGUGCGGCGGAAACGAAUCUGACUAGGAACCAUGAGGUUGCAGGUUUGAUCCCUGGCCUCGCUCAGUGGGUUAUACUCCAAUUUAAUUAGAGUAUAGUUGAUUUACAAUGUUGUGCCCCAGUUGUUUUUCCCAGGGGCUUUACCUUCCAUAAAGUCCACCUUAGGUUUUUUGUUUUUUGUUUUUUGUUUUUUUGGCUGCCCCACUGUAUGUGGAGUUCUGGGGCCAGUUGCAGCAACACAGGAGCCUUAACCCACGGUGCCCAGCGGGGGAUUGAACCAAUGUCCCAGUGCUCCCAAGACACCUCCAAUCCUGUUGCACCACAGAGGGAACUCCUCUUCCUUAGUUCUUUUUUUUUUCUUUUCUUUAGAGGGCUGCACCCACAACAUAUGAAAGUUCCCAGGCUAGGGGUUGAAUCAGAGCUGCAGCUGCUGGCCCACACCAUAGCCACAGCAAUGCCAGAUCCAAGCCAUAUCUGAGACUUUCACUACAGCUCAUGGCAAUGCCGGAUCCUUAACCUACUGAGGGGUGCAACCCAUGUCCUCACAGAUCCUAGUUGGGUUUGUUACCACUGAGCCAUAAGUGCGUUCACGUGGUCUUAGGUUUCUGAGCCUCUAUGGUUGUCGAGGUGACAGGACCAAGAAUGUCUGAGAGUAGGCACUGUCCCUGGGGCACAGAGGCAGGUCUGAGAUUGGGCAAUGCUGCCCAGGUGCCCCACACUUGGCCUCCCAGACUAGAGACCACCAGGGUCUUGUCCCGCUCCUCUCCUGGCCUCGCUCUGCCCACAGAGUUCCAUGGUGGCCCAUCUGAGGGACAAGCCUCAGGAAAGUGCUCGUUUUCUGGGCCCUCACCACCCUCACCGUACCAGACACUAAAGACCCGAGUGCCAGGCACCUGAUGAAUGAUGAGGACAUUAAGACACUAGGAGGUUGAAUCCUGGUUCAAGAUUCCCACAGCUAGGCCUUCCCAUUGUGGCUUAGCAGGUUAAGGACAGGAUGUUGUCUCUGUGAGGGUGCAGGUUCCAUCCCUGGCCUCGCCCAGUGGGUUAAGGAUCCUACAUUGCCUCAAGCUGCCCCAAAGGUCAGGUCGCAUAUGCAGCUGGGAUCCUGUAUUGCCAUGGCUGUGGCAUAGAUUAGACCACAGCUGCAGCUUGCACUGGACCCUUAGUCUGGGAACUUCCAUGUGCUGCAGGUGCAGUGGUGAAAAGGAGAAAAAAAAAAAAUCCCACUGAGUGAGGCCAGGGAUUGAAACUACAUCCUCAUGGAUACUAGUCAGAUUCAUUUCUACUGAGCCACAAUGGGAACUCACAGAGCUGAUGCUAUUAUCCAUCCUGUUCACCUACCAGAAUUUUGUGGCAGUUUUGAUGGGAUCUGGGGUGUUUUGUUCAUCCUAAAGGACUCGUUCAGGGACACAUGGUCAUCUGAGGGUCACUAGACCUGAGGUGGGUGACAUUAGGGCUGGGCUUUGAAUGAGGUUAGGUGAACAGAGGAAGCUAAGACUGCUGAGGAGGAUACACCAAAUGCAGCCCGCAAGUGGAAGAGGGCCACGGGGAUCAGAUCAGUGGGGUUCUGUGUGCUUCAGUCUGAGGCAAGGAACAGUCAGGGAGGCCUUUGUAGGAGUACUUAGCACUGUCAGCACCAGUGGGAGCAACAAGAAAUCUGGUUAUUUUGGAUCUUAUUUGAAUUUGCCAGGCAUGCUCUGGUUGCUCUCUGCCAAGUUGUAGGGUAAGGCCUAACAUUAAGUGCCAUUAUUGUGUGCUGCAUUGACUGCUGGUGAAACAUAGAGGGCCUGAGAUAGCCUGAGGACAGUUAUCAUUCCCUUCCCCACACUGGGAAUAAGGUCUGAUAGCUAAACUUUUUUUUUUUUUUUUAAUACAAGCUCAUACAGCUUACACAAACUCAAACUUAUGCAACGGCAAAAAAACCAACAACCCAAUUGAAAAAUGGGCAAAAUACCUAAAUGGACAUUUCUCCAAAGAAGACAUACAGAUGGCCAACAGGCACAUGAAAAGAUGCUCAACAUCACUAGUUAUUAGAGAAAUGCAAAUCAAAACUACCAAGAGGUACCACCUCACACCUGUCAGAAUGGCCAUCAUUAAUAAGUCAAAAAAUAACAAAUGCUGGAGUUCCCGUCGUGGCGCAGUGGUUAACGAAUCCGACUAGGAACCAUGAGGUUGCGGGUUCGGUCCCUGCCCUUGCUCAGUGGGUUGGCGAUCCGGCGUUGCCGUGAGCUGUGGUGUAGGUUGCAGACGCGGCUCGGAUCCCGCGUUGCUGUGGCUCUGGCGUAGGCCGGUGGCUACAGCUCCGAUGAGACCCCUAGCCUGGGAACCUCCAUAUGCCGCGGGAGCGGCCCAAGAAAUAGCAACAAUAACAACAACAACAACAACAACAAAAA